Carassius gibelio (silver crucian carp) is the source of this 1456-nucleotide messenger RNA. Its product is annotated as hydroxycarboxylic acid receptor 2. The record is from RefSeq and is a predicted model, not a curated record. Gene Ontology annotation, molecular function: G protein-coupled receptor activity. The transcript is spliced from 2 exons. Gene Ontology annotation, biological process: G protein-coupled receptor signaling pathway. Lineage: Eukaryota; Metazoa; Chordata; Actinopteri; Cypriniformes; Cyprinidae. Bases 223 to 1191 code for a protein of 322 amino acids. Gene Ontology annotation, cellular component: membrane.
UAUAAGGAACUUUUGAGAAUUUGUCAUAAUUGGGUAAGACACGCAGCGUUCGUGUCAUUAUGACUCAGACAGAGGAAACUUGCUUAGACACAACUACCGAGUGGUCGCUUCACUCAGACCAGACCUUGUUUCACACUCUCGUCUUACAUCUCAAGACACAAUCAGCAAACUAGUCAGUUCUCAACUCUGAAACUACGCUCCGGCUCUUUCUGUUAAACUACCAUGACAUCCAAUAGCAGUUCACAUCACUGCGGUAAUUCAACUCAGGACCUGGUGGCAAAUGUCCUUCCUCCUAUACUCAUCAUUGAGCUGUUACUCGGCCUGCCUGGCAAUGUCAUGGCACUGUGUAUCUUCGGCAAGAACUUUAGGACUUGGAGGGCAAAUGUCAUGUUCCUGUUCAACCUGGUUUUGUCUGACUUUCUGCUACUCAUCAGCCUACCCUUCCGCAUCGACAACUUCAUGCGUGGCGAGAAAUGGAUAUUUGGAGACGCCUGGUGUCGGAUCAACCUGUUCAUGCUGUCAGUCAACCGUUCAGCCAGCAUUGCCUUCAUGACCGCCGUGGCUGUUGACCGCUACUUUAAAGUGGUCCAUCCACAUCACAAAAUCAACUACAUAAGCACAAAACAAGCAGCCGGGAUUGCCUGCUUCAUCUGGGUUGUUGUGAUAUCCCUAAGAAUCCCUUUGCUGGCCAACAAACUUCUGUACAACAUCUCUUUUUGUAGGAGCUUUAGCAACUAUGAGAAACCAUCACUAGGUAUCCAACUGCAUUAUGUCGUCUUUAUCUUAGAGUUCUUUCUGCCUUUAUUACUCCUGGUCUUCUGCUCCAUGAGUAUUGCAUGGAUCCUACGUACACGCAAGAUGGACAAGGACAAGAAAGGGAAAAGGGCAGUUCGGACUGUUCUGGUGAUCGUUGGGGUUUUUGUCCUUUGCUUCUUUCCCAGCAUUGGCACAGGAUUGAUGGCACUCUAUUUAAAAAAGCUUGGAGAAAAGUACUGUGAUGCUUACACAUUCACCAGUCAGUUGUUUUCUACAUCCAUAGCCUUCACUUAUCUGAACAGUGCUCUGGACCCGAUCAUCUACUGCUUCUCCAGCUCUAUCUUCCGAAAUUAUUUGAAACGUGUCGUCAACCGAACUGGAAUCAUGGAGCUACAGAUGAGCCGACGUGCCAGUAUGCCCAGUGGAAGUGACUGAGAGUGGAUUGGGGAUUGAUGAGCAUUGGACAGUGUACAUACUGCUAAAUAUACUUUUAUUUUUUCCAUCAUAGUUUUGUCAAAUUCUCCUUUUUAAAACAUAUACAAAAUAUUGUAUUGUAUUUUUUUUUACAUAGAUUUUUAUACAGAUGCAUUACAAAGUUUUAUAAUACAUCUUAUACAUUAUCUGACUUAAAUAUAGUAAAUAUAUGAUAAAUGCAAAAGUGUCACAAGAAUGAUAAUAAAAAUAAAUCACAUUUUUAGAA